Molecule: messenger RNA, 1252 nt
Organism: Cydia amplana
Lineage: Eukaryota; Metazoa; Arthropoda; Insecta; Lepidoptera; Tortricidae
Gene: Rtc1
Product: probable RNA 3'-terminal phosphate cyclase-like protein
Exons: 6
Coding region: 101-1246 (381 amino acids)
Biological process (GO): ribosome biogenesis; endonucleolytic cleavage of tricistronic rRNA transcript (SSU-rRNA, 5.8S rRNA, LSU-rRNA)
Cellular component (GO): nucleolus
Molecular function (GO): RNA endonuclease activity
Source: RefSeq, a predicted model, not a curated record
GACGUAAAUUUGACAGUUUGACGCACGUGCAUUUCGGCAUGGUGUUUAUGUACCAAAUAUCUUGGUUUUUAAAUGGAAUAACGCAAUAAAAAUUCUUAAAAUGCCAGCCACAGUACAAAACGACACUCUUGUAUACAAAGGAAGUAAUUUCUUCCGGCAGCGGUUGCUGUUAUCCACUCUAAGUGGUCGUUCCGUGAGGAUAGAAGACAUCCGGAGUUCACACGACGAUCCUGGGUUGCGGGAGUACGAAGUGAGCUUGAUACGGCUGCUGGACAAAGUGACGAACGGCACCAGGGUGGAGUUGAGUGAAACGGGCACGUCCGUGUUUUACCAGCCGGGAAUUCUGAUCGGAGGACAGGUCACACAUAAUUGUAGCACACAAAGAGGCAUAGGUUACUAUUUAGAAAUCCUGCUAGCACUGGGCCCAUUCUGCAAGGAGCCACUGAAUGCUGUGCUGCAAGGAGUGACCCACCACAACCUGGAUGUAUCGGUAGACAAGGUGAAGGCAGCAGCGCUGCCUAUAUUGCUGAAGUUUAUAUUGGUGGAUGAUGGACUGGAACUGAAGGUGGUUCGGAGAGGAGCGCCACCUCUCGGCGGCGGCGAGGUGGUAUUCCGCUGUCCCGUGCGGCGCGGCGUGCGCCCACUACAGUGGACCAGUUGGGGUCUUGUCAAGCGGAUCCGCGGUGUCGUAUACGCGCUGCGCGUUUCACCUACCAUGGCCAACCGAGUGGUUGAGGCAGCUAAAGGGGUCAUGCUCAAAUUCCUGCCCGAUGUGUACAUCAACACAGACCAGUGCCGCGGCCCCAACGCGGGCAAGAGCCCCGGCUUCGGCGUCAGCUUGGUGGCCGAGACUAAUGAAAAAACUUUCUACUGUACUGAAGCAAAAUCGUUAGAAGCUGGCAGCGGCGAGACAACGCUACCCGAGGACUUAGGCCGCGAGUGCGCCCAGACACUGUUGGACGAGGUCUACCGCGGCGGCUGUGUGGACUCGGCCUUACAGUGGCUCGUGGCGCUGUGGAUGGCGCUCGGACAGAAGGACGUCAGUGUGUGUGUGGUGGGCCCCCUCUCCGAGUACACCAUCACCUUCCUCCAACACCUGAAAGAGUUCUUCGGCGUCAUGUUCAAACUAGAAGUGUUACGAGCCGAUGAUGAUGAUGACAGCGAUGACGACACGUCGACGGCGCAGCGCGUUAAGAUGACGUGUGUCGGCAUCGGUUAUGUUAAUAUUAGUAAGAGGACGUUGUAGUGUUAA